CUUCUCAAAACAUCUCAGUCUCUCUCUCUCUCUCAAUAUCUCUUCCAAACUUUUCCUCUUAGAUUUCCUCAAUCUCUUUCUCUAUUUGAAAUCUAAUUUUUGUGAUUUGCUCCCACAUCCACAAAUGGUACUACCAAAGCAUGGCCACAGAUUCUUCAAAUUUAGAAUCCCAUUUUCAAGCCAAAGUCCCACAUAUGAUCAUUUCAGUUUAUAAAAUAAAAAUAAAAGCUUUUUUUUUUUUUUUCCUAUUAAUUUCCUCCACAAACUUCUUCUCAAUUUUUGCUCUCAACCACACCACCCAAAUAGUCUUUAACAGUUUCCUAGCUAGUUCUAAUAUUCUUGUCUUUUUUUGAAAAAAGAAAAAUCUAGGAUAUAUAUCUGUCCCUCACUUCUCUAAGUCUUUUCUCUUUGAGACAAAUGGUUCCUAAGGAAUACGAGUUCUCACGUGGGGUUGUGGAAAUGGCUUGGAUUAUGCUUAGCGUUGAUUACUCAAGGCUUUUCUGGUUAUUGUUUGGUGUAUUCUCUUAUGAAAAUCAUGAGGGGAAGCCUCGGAUCUUCUAGCAUAUAUUCACUUCCAUCUUUGUUGUCUAAAAUUAUUAUUACAUAUUUAAUACUAUCAAGCAAGUAUUAUAUAGGAAAAUAAACAGUAAGCUAUAUAGCUAGCGUUGAUUUCUCAGUCAUGUAUAAGGCAAGGGUAGGAGGGUGUGUUGAUGGAGCUGAGGAUCAGCUUGGAUACGUUGAAACUGAUCCAUCUGGUCGAUAUGGUCGAUUCAGGGAAAUUCUUGGGAAAGGAGCAGUGAAAACAGUGUAUAGAGGAUUUGAUGAGGUUCUUGGAAUAGAGGUUGCUUGGAACCGUGUUGAGCUUAAGGAAGUGUUUCAUUCACCAGAAAUAUUGCAGCGACUUUACUCAGAGGUUCACCUUCUCAAGAACCUUGACCAUGACUCCAUCAUGCGAUUCUACACCUCUUGGGUUGAUAUCAAUCGUAGAACUUUCAACUUCAUCACCGAAAUGUUCACUUCCGGUACACUCAGAGAGUAUAGGCUGAAGUAUCGGCGAGUAGAUAUUCGAGCAGUUAAGAACUGGAGCCGCCAAAUCCUACGUGGGCUUGCUUAUUUGCAUGGCCAUGAUCCUCCUGUGAUUCAUAGAGACCUCAAAUGCGAUAAUAUCUUCAUCAAUGGCCAUCUUGGACAAGUCAAAAUUGGUGAUCUUGGCCUAGCAGCCAUCCUUCGUGGCUCCCAACAUGCCCACAGUGUCAUAGGUACACCAGAGUUCAUGGCACCAGAAUUAUACGAAGAGGAAUACAAUGAACUUGUUGACAUAUACUCCUUUGGCAUGUGUUUGUUAGAAAUGCUUACUUCUGAGUACCCCUACAACGAGUGCUCCAACCCAGCCCAAAUAUACAAGAAAGUUACCUCGGGAAAGCUGCCCGAUGCAUUUUACCGAAUUGAAGACAUGGAGGCUCAGAGAUUUGUGGGAAAAUGCUUAGAGACUGUGUCAAAAAGAUUGCCAGCCCGAGAGCUUUUGUUGGACCCAUUUCUAGCUUCUGAAGAAGGUGGAUUGUUGCCCAUCACACGUACCGAAAGUCCCAAAUCAAGAACAGUGGUGGGUUUGCCACCUUUGGUUUCUGAUCCAAUUAGGCGCACUGAUAUGACUAUCACUGGGACCUUGGACCCUGAAGAUGAUUCCAUUUUCCUUAAAGUGCAAAUUUCUGCGGAGGACGGUCAUGCCAGGAACAUAUACUUUUCGUUCGAUGUUGUACACGACACUGCAAUUGACGUAGCAAUUGAGAUGGUCAAAGAAUUGGAAAUUAGCGAUUGGGAACCAUUGGAGAUAGCUGAGAUGAUAGAGGAUGAGAUAUCUUCUUUGGUCCCAACUUGGAAGGAUUGGGGGGGCACAUCCCAGUCUCACAAUCAGCACAGCUUUAGCUAUGAAGAAGAAGAAGAAGACAAUGAUAGUACCCACCAUCCUUUCUAUUCAUCCUCUUCUUGCUCUUCCUCUCAAGCAUGUCUCCCAGCUUUUACCUCUUCCUACAAGACCCAUAAUCAUGGGAACAAUGUAGCCUCUGGCCAUGAUUGGCUUCAAGAUUUGUUUAUCAAUGACGAUUCAAGUUCUCAGAGCUCUUUGAACUCCUUCAAAUACUCAAAUUUGAGUUACUACUCGGCCAAUGAAGAUGAUUAUGAUUCGAGUAUUAGAAGAGUAGGUGAACCCAUUUGCAAUGCAAAGGCUCCCACAUGUACAAGAUUCUGUCCUACAGAUAUGAUGAGUGCAAAUCAUUCCAAACAGUACUGCGAGUUGCAGUUUGAUUAUGGGAGAAACUAUGGCUCAAAGCUCCCACAGAAGCUAACUAGGAAUCGUUCACUUGUGGAUGCACGUAGUGAGUUGUUGCGGAGGGCUGUGAUGGAGGAAAUAAACAAGAGGAGAUUGUUCAAAACUGUGGGAGCUGUUGAGAACAUUGGGUUUCAGGAACCAGGCAAGCUUUAAGGCAAGGUGUUUAUAAGUGGUUUUUAUGGGUAUAAAGCUAGGCCCUCCAAAGAUAUGUAUGGUGAAGUUUGAUAUUUUCAUGGAGUGCUUAAGUAAAUUCUUGAAUCAUUAUGAAUUCAAGCUGAGAGGGAAAAGUUUUAGAACCACCUCUGUAAGCCAACAUCUGGGAAUGAUCACUUUAAAAAAAAGAGGGAGUAAAGUUACUUACCAAUCAUCUCUCCCAGAUUCCUUACAAAGUGAGAGUUUUGAUCACUGAAUACGACCUGUGUAAGCUGGCAUAGGUUGUUUAUGCUAUUAAUCAGGUGUGGAUUCAAAGCAAUGCUUUGGGUGCAUAAUAUGAUCCUUCGAGUGAUCUGCAGCUGCUUGUAGCUAUUUUGAUGUUGUUGUAAUGCUUGUAUUUAUGAGUUAUUGAACUGAUUAAACUAUCUUUGUAAGGUGUUGAAUAAAAUUUACUCAUU
Quercus lobata is the source of this 2940-nucleotide messenger RNA. It is a transcript of the gene WNK5, whose product is annotated as WNK family serine/threonine-protein kinase 5. Bases 680 to 2482 code for a protein of 600 amino acids. The record is from RefSeq and is a predicted model, not a curated record. The transcript has 7 exons. Gene Ontology annotation, biological process: protein phosphorylation. Gene Ontology annotation, molecular function: protein kinase activity; ATP binding. NCBI's taxonomy places the organism in Eukaryota, Viridiplantae, Streptophyta, Magnoliopsida, Fagales, Fagaceae.